GUGACUUGUAAACAAACAUUUAUUUCACAAAACACAAAAAAACGUCAUAAGCACGGUGAUGUAAACUUGCCUCCCAUCUCCAUUGUACCGGCUGUGCAAACGAUUCCAAGUAAUAACAGGAAACGCAAUUGCAAAUGGAAUUAAAUUGCAUCGUGUGCCGUGUUUGCACUUUCUUCGAAACAGUGUGCUGCCAAUAAACAACAUCCGGGCGAUUCCAGUAAGGUUGGUGCAGGACCGUACGAGAUACGAUUAGUUUCGAGUUGCCACACGCAAUAUGGGAGCGUAUCGGGAUUCGAACAGUUGCGCAAGAUUUCUGUCGAAUCUGGUUCUUUUCCUGGUGUAUCCUUGCAUGUGCUGCUGGCAGUUCCUAAACCGGACCUUCGAACCCUGGGACCGGCCGAGGCCCAAGUCCGAGGACGGCUUGGAGAACGAAACGGACCUGGACGAGUACGAUCUUCGCCUGCAACGGCAGGGAUUAUUACGGGGUUCAACGUUGGUGCAGCGACAGGUGCAACUAACGACCAUCAGCCCGACCCAGGCCAAUACGACGAGCGGGAGCGGGAGUGAGGAGUUGGAAGAGGAGGAUCCGGACUCGAAGCGUGGCAGAAGUGACGAUGAGCUAUCCAAACUGUUGACUCGGAUUGGCGAGAGUGACCGGGAGGAGGAGGAGGACAGGUAUCCGGGCCGGUACAGUAAUACCGAGGACGAGGCCACCGACACCCGGUACGUGCUGAAUGUGAUGAACGAGAGUCGGAAAUCGUUGCGAGCGGUGCAUUCAUCGAGUUCCCUGGGUCCAGAUGCAUUCGCUCCGGGAGAAGAAACCGCUCAAACGAAUCGAGACCGGGCAGACCAGCUGGUGGCUGACCUCCUGGGUGCCAAAUUCGUGUUCCGCCGGCUGGAGGCUUCCUGUGGACGGGUCCUAAUGCCGGAGAGCCAUCCGUACAGCCUGCAGGGUUACUUCAUAGCUGUCGGUCCGGAUCGGUACCAGUUCUUCACACAUGCCUCGCUGAAGCAGUUUUGGACUGUUGAGGAGAGAACAUUGCAAGUGGUGCAAAUGGAACCUCGGGUGUUGUGUUCGGGAACUUUUACACAAACUUACAAUUCGAAGAUGGAAGUUUGGCUAGCGAGUGAUUUGUCUGUUCAACCGAGGCAAGGAGCACCUGUUAUCAACGUUGAAUACCAAUAAUUAAGGGUUUUGUUGUGAAGUUAAA
This is a messenger RNA of Culex pipiens pallens (northern house mosquito), 1211 nucleotides long. RefSeq lists its product as uncharacterized. The transcript has 5 exons. The record is from RefSeq and is a predicted model, not a curated record. The coding region runs from base 275 to 1186 and encodes 303 amino acids. NCBI's taxonomy places the organism in Eukaryota, Metazoa, Arthropoda, Insecta, Diptera, Culicidae.